Molecule: messenger RNA, 6246 nt
Organism: Hippoglossus stenolepis (Pacific halibut)
Lineage: Eukaryota; Metazoa; Chordata; Actinopteri; Pleuronectiformes; Pleuronectidae
Gene: slc6a5
Product: solute carrier family 6 member 5
Exons: 16
Coding region: 1-2358 (785 amino acids)
Biological process (GO): synaptic transmission, glycinergic; glycine import across plasma membrane; sodium ion transmembrane transport
Cellular component (GO): membrane
Molecular function (GO): glycine:sodium symporter activity
Source: RefSeq, a predicted model, not a curated record
AUGUUCCAGGAUUCUUCAGACCAGAGAGACAUGGCCAAACAACCGGCCCCCGGCUACAUCCCGGCGCAGCAGCCCGACGGAGCUGCGGGACUUACAACAAACAAACCGGACAACACUGCUGCGUGCGCGCCGCCCUCCCCGCACCAUCACCCGGCGCCUCAGCCUCCGAGCAACGAGAACAAAACUUUUUGUCCCACGGAAAAUAAACCGGGAGACGCGGACAGCAAUAAAGCGUAUGGGACGUUUAAAAACACCCCGCCGGCCGUGCCCGGAUCCGUGGCCGUCAACUCGGCCUUCAGGGAGGAUUCCGCCGGUUCGGCCCGCGGGGGGUCCGCCCAGUGCGGCGACCCGCUGCGGGCCACCGCGGAGCAGAACAACACCGUGGGCAACUGGACGGCUAUGAGCCAGACCACCAUCAUCCUGGGGACAGAUGGGAACACGUCUGUUCAGCCCGGCGCCGUGGCGGGGGCUGAUGCUGUCGAUGGUGAAGAGGAGGAUGAUGAAGGUGGAGAUGAGAAUAAGGCCAGAGGAAACUGGACCAAUAAAAUGGAUUUUAUUCUGUCCAUGGUUGGGUAUGCGGUGGGACUGGGGAACGUGUGGAGGUUCCCUUACCUUGCCUUUCAAAACGGUGGAGGAGCCUUUCUCAUCCCCUACCUGACAAUGUUGGGCAUCGCCGGGAUCCCAAUCUUUCUACUGGAGGUGUCCCUGGGCCAGUUUGCCAGCCAGGGCCCCGUGUCCGUGUGGAAGUGCGUCCCGGCCCUACAAGGUUGCGGGAUUGCCAUGUUGAUAAUAUCUGUCUUGAUAGCCAUAUACUAUAAUAUUAUAAUGUGCUGGACACUGUACUACCUGUUCGCUUCGUUGAAGGGCUCACUGCCAUGGGCUCACUGUAGGAAUGAGUGGAACACGGUGGAUUGUAAGGACAAAGACAUGCUACUGUUAGACUCGUGCAUCCUGCGGGACAGAAACAUCUCGUCCAUCAAGAACUCCUCCUUCUGUCUGUCCGCAAACACUGUGGGAAACCUGACCAAGCUGCUAAACAUGACAGUGGACGGCAACAAGACCGAUGUCAGCCCCAGUGAGGAGUACUUCAAGUACAAUGUGUUGCACAUCUCUAAAGGGAUUGAAUUCCCAGGAGACAUUCGCUGGCCUCUGGCAGGAUGUCUCUGCCUGGCCUGGCUCAUCGUCUACGCCUCUUUAGCCAAAGGAAUCAAGUCAUCGGGGAAGGUGGUUUAUUUCACCGCCACGUUUCCCUACGUGGUGCUGGUCAUCCUGCUCAUCAGAGGAGUGACCCUCCCCGGUGCGGGCGACGGCAUCCUCUACUUCAUCACCCCCAAGUGGGAGAAACUGAUGGAUGCCAAGGUGUGGAAGGACGCCGCCACUCAGAUCUUCUUCUCCCUGUCGGCCGCCUGGGGAGGCCUCAUCACUCUCUCCUCCUACAACAAGUUCCACAACAACUGCUACAGGGACACCAUCAUUGUGACGUGCACGAACAGUGCCACCAGUAUAUUUGCCGGGUUUGUCAUCUUCUCGGUCAUUGGUUUCAUGGCGCAUGAGUUGAAGGUGCCGAUAGAGAAGGUGGCGGAUGAAGGUCCAGGCAUAGCGUUCGUGGUGUAUCCAGAGGCUCUGACCAGACUUCCCCUGUCUCCGUUUUGGGCGAUCAUCUUCUUCCUCAUGCUGCUGACUCUUGGCCUGGAUACCAUGUUUGCCACCAUCGAGACCAUCGUCACCUCCGUGUCGGACGAGUUCCCCAAAACCCUGAGGAAAAACAAACCGCUGUUCACCCUGAUCUGCUGCGCCUGCUUCUUCGUCCUGGGAUUCCCGAUGAUCACAGAGAGCGGGAUGUACAUGCUGCAGCUGGUGGACACGUUCGCAGCCUCCUACUCUCUGGUCAUCAUCGCUAUCUUCGAGCUGGUGGGGAUUUCCUACCUCUAUGGUCUGCAGAGGUUCUGCGAGGACAUUGAAAUGAUGAUUGGUUUCCAGCCAAACCGAUUCUGGAGAGUCUGCUGGGCCUUUGUGACUCCAACCAUCCUGACGGGCAUCCUGGUGCUGAGUCUGUACCAGUGGAAGGGGAUGACGUAUGAGGAAUACACCUACCCCACCUGGUCCAUGGUCAUGGGCUGGCUCAUGGUGAUCUGCUCCGUCAUCUGGAUCCCCAUCAUGUUUUUCAUCAAGAUGUACCUCGCCCCCGGCACCUUCUCCGAGCGCCUGAAGCUGGUCUGCUCCCCGCAGCCGGACUGGGGUCCGUUCCUGAUGAAGCACCGUGGAGAACGCUACAAGAACAUGACCGACCCUCUGGGAACCAACUCCCUGGGCCUCAAACUGCCCCCAAAGGACUUCCAGCUCGGCACCUACCAGUAGCAGCCGCUCCGCCGGCACCACAACCCACCACUUCCAACUUCUCCUCCUCCUCCUCCUCCUCCUCCCUCUUCCUCUCUCUCUCUUUUCCCCAUCCGUACAUCACCCUCUGCUUCCUGUCCUCCUCCCUCAGACGUGGCAGUGGAGACAGGCUCCUUUUUCCUCCUCUUCCUCUUCUCCUUCGUCACUGCCUCUCUUGGUUCAGAGAGGAGUGGCUGCCCAGGUGGAGUCUGCUCCUCCGCUGCUGCUUCCUACUCGAUUAAUGGGCGAUCAUUGCCUCCCACACAUGACCACUGAUUACUCCAGAGCCCGUCCCAGGGAUCUUUAUUCCAAGAGAAAAAUUGUGUCAUAAAACGGCACAGCUCAGACUGCACUUGCAAUAUUAGACUCACCAUAGCUGCUCCCUAUGGAGGUGUGUGUGUGUGUGUGUGUGUGUGUGCGUGUGUGUGUGUGCGUGUGUGUCUGUGUGUGUGAUCGCCAUCACAUUUGUGUGUAGAGAUAAUGAAUCAUCUCGCUGAAAGCAGACGCAGGAAAAGCAAAAAGAGAAUUGAGGGAGAGAGAAGCGGUUGAACGAGCUUGGCGUGGGAUCUGUAUUUUCUUCCAUCUGUGUACAAAGUUCCAUCACCAAUACAAAUAAUAUCAACUGCCUUGGAAAUAUAAAAAAACAAAAACAAAAACAAAACAAAAAUAAAAAACCCAGCGUGCACUGUUAUCACAUUUUGUUAGCUUCCUGCGGCACCAAGGCUACAGAUGUGUUCACGCUCGCUGCUGCUCAGUCGCUCUCGGUUUGUCAGAAAAAAAUUACAACAUCUGCAAUCUGUGCCUCCUCCUGUGUCGCGGCUCGGGUCUAUUUUUCCUCCCCGAAACCCGAGGGGAACCAUUUUGCGACACCCCCCCCUCUCUUUCUCUACUUAGUGACUCCUGCUGUAUUAUCCUCGAAUAUAACGUUCCCUGACUAAAUGUAGAAUAGCUUUCCUUUAGUAGAUGAGUGUGGCCCUUUAACCUCUUCAGUUAUAUACGUAAACAUUCAUAUAUAUAAUAUAUAUAUACACAGAAUAUAUGAUAACAUAUGUAUUGCUUCCAGCAGAGGAGAGAGCUAGCAAGAUAGAUACUGAGAGAGUGUGUGUGUGUGUGUGUGUGUGUGUGCUUAACGUCUCUCUAACCCCCACGUUUCUCCUGCUCGCUGUGUUAAUAUCUUGUGCACCUCUCAGAUACAAGCUCUCCUCAAGUAGUCAGUGUGUGCGUGUUGUUGCCUUCUCGCGAUAUUCGGAGCAGCUGCGUGUGCGUGCGAGUAGACGACGAUUAGACUUAGAGAACGGCCGGCUCCUUCCCUGGAAGUGUACUUCGUCUCUUGUUGUUUGUGGUAGAGCUGCGGAGACCUCUCGUUGCCAUUUCAGACUCUUUGCCUCUCGCUUCUCUGUGUGUCCUCGUGAGAAAAAAAGAAACAAAAAAAUAAUAAAACAGGGUCUCAGGUAUAUUUGAUUCCAGUCCGACUACUCCUCCGGUAGUUGCAGGAAUAAUAAAGCAUUCAGUGCAUAGGAAACAGAGAGUAUAGAGCCAUCCUCACCCUAUAACGUGUAAGGGGGAGUAGUGUGGUUUUAAGAAGAUCAGAAUCAAAGCGCUGCUUCCUGAUCACCUCAGUGCGGCGUCACCUCGCUGUUUGCUUGCUGUUGCUUCAAUGCACCUUGUAGUUAUCACACAGGACGGACGAGUGACAGACUGUGUGCAGCGCUAAGUCGCAUAUCUUGCUUUUAAAUAUGUUUAUUACAUUAUUAGAACCAAAACUAAAAAAUCUAAAUCAGAAUGCCUGGAAAUUUAAAGGUUUAAUUGCAUAUAUGCAGAAAUUUAAAGGCUUUUUCAUCAAAUCUUCCGGUCGCCUUGCAGACAUGUGAUCCUACGUUGGUUCAGGCCGCUCUUUGUAGGGGUCACCACGGUGGAUCCACAUCUGGACGCCCCCCCUGACAUGACCAUCGUCUCUAUCGAACUGGUUUGUGCUGGGUUCUCAGAGCCGGGGAGAUCGAUAGAACACAUUUCCCUUUAAGUCGUGCUGUUGAGUCAAAUAACUCUACGAGUGUGUGUCAGGCAACGUCCAGAUGUGACACCACAGGAGCCUGGAGGAACUCAACCCUGAAGCAGCUCGGCCGAGGGUCCGACCGGCACACGCCACAUGUCGGGCGUCCAGCUUUCACUUUGUGGGCGAAGCUUCGACCAGUCGGAGACGCAUCUUCAUGUUGACUAAAAGCUCCGAUUGGCUUCAAUAUGCUUUUAACACUGCAGGUUUUUAAUUGUUGAGCGUUUUAAUGGCGGCUGCAGGUCUGGAUGCAAUAACAUUUGAGUUUAAGGGUCUCUAAGCCAUGUCCUUUCAUAAUCUAGACAUGAGUCGUAGCACGGAUGUGAUUUUAGACGUCGUAGCGUUCGGAAAGAAAACAUUAAUCAAUUAAUGAGCACAAAUGCCCUGUUAUUAAAUAUCCUGCUUGCUCCACAGUGUCGCUUUUGUUAAGUCUUUAGCGCAUUUAGCUCUAUUCGCUCGAAUAUGAUAAUACUGUAUGUCUGCGCGUGCUUGUGUGUGUGCGUGUGUGUGUGUGUGUGUGUGUGUGCGCGCGUGUCGUCUCUGUCUUAGUUUUACUGAACUCCACGUGUUCUGUCAGUCGGAUGUUUGCAUGGCCAGUCCCGGAGUAGAUUGUGUGAAAGAAGCAGAGGAGAUUUACAGGAGUUUUUCUUUUUUUCUCCAGGACGCCUCGGCCCCCGAUGCUCCUCUCUGUGUUUUCACGUGGACACGAGGACCUUUGUCCACCGCUCGUGAGCUCGAGCCCGGUGAAACACAACUUUUAACACUGGCGAGCUCCGAAAAAGAUUCAAAUCCCUCGUGGGACGCUGUGGAACCUCAACUCUUUGUAGUGAGACUUGAAUGAUAAAAUCCUUUGACACCCUGAGUUUAAAUCUAACUAUUUCCUUUAGGGAUUAUUUCCAUUUCUACUGGGCUUCUCUGCUUUUGCUUUGAGGGGGAGAAAAAAAGAAUUAGGGUUCAGUUAAAACCACACUGCUUCAUAGAAUAUAACACUGACAAGCUUGCAUGUGCAGUUUGUGUUGCCGUAACUCAAUGUCCAUGUAUAGUAAUCCUUGUCCUUUCUCUCUCGACAGUAUAAGUCCGUGCAUGUUUGCUUUAGGGAGCUUUUCGUUCGUCAUAAAGUUAAGAAAACCCGAGCGUCGCUGUCGUCCUCCUCCUCAUCACAGGAAAAGGAGGAAAAAAAAUAAAUAAAGAAGUAACUGUUCAAUUCGCUUUGCCUGCAAGUCAACUUUGGGCAGUAUAGGUAACCAAAGAGAGACUACUUUAAAACUAGGGGGUUUUAGUGAAAACAGAAAAAAAAAACUUUACAAGAAAAAAGGAAUGUGUGAUCUUCGUCUAGGAGGUUGAGAUACUGCCAUCCAUGUCCCACGUAGUGUUCCUCGAUGUUUCGCCAAUACGUUACAAAACAUCUUCAGGUGACCAUUGGCCUUAUAGAUGUCCUCUGAUGGUAGAAUAUUGUAUGUAUGUCAAGAAUAACACCACAGAAUAGCUAAUCGUCUGUCUCAUAUAGUACCAGUAUUCCUAUUGUUCUGUCUGUUGUGUCUUUUUUGGCACUUUACUGUGUGACCUAUGAAUGCAUAGGUUAAAUUUCUAAUUACUUGAGUAAUGUCAUAUAUUUCUGUGUGUUCUAUGUGAGGUACUGCUGCCUAUGGAUAUAGAUAUGUGCCUCUGACCGCCCAUGCCAUCCUUUGAUUUGGAAAUAGAGAGUAGAUACUGUAUAUAACAAAUAUGUUUUAAAAAUACGUGUGAGAUUGAAAAAAAAAAACCAAGAUAUAUAUAUCAUAUAUGUGAAAUGCAUUUAUUUUCAAUGUCAUCAAUCUUUG